AUGCGACUGUUUGGAUGGCAUGAGGUCACCUCAGUGCUAAAAAAGUACAUGAAGUUUAUCGGCCCCGGGCUUAUGGUUUCGGUGGCAUACAUGGAUCCUGGAAAUUAUUCGACGGCUGUAGCAGCAGGAGCGGCCUACAAAUACAAUCUUUUAUUCCUGAUUUUUCUCCUGAAUUGCUUGGCUAUUUUCCUACAGAUCCUUUCAGCUAAACUUGGCGCAGUGACGGGUCUUGACCUUGCUGCCAACUGUCGAGCAAAUUUACCAUUCAAGAUCAAUAUUAUUGUGUACAUAUUGGCGGAAAUUGCCAUCAUAGCUACCGACUUGGCCGAAGUGGUUGGUACGGCCAUCGCUUUGAAUAUCAUUUUCGGUCUACCACUUUUCUUUGGCGUUAUUGUCACGGUUGUUGAUGUUCUCAUUGUGUUGAUGGCUUACCGACCUAAGGGCCCCCUACUUUUCAUUCGCAUCUUCGAGUCAUUUGUUUCUGUCCUUGUUGGGGCAACCGUGGUAUGCUUCGCAAUCGAGCUUUACGCAGUGUCACACGACAGCGGUAUCAACUUCUCUUUGAAGGAGGUGUUUUUGGGGUUCCUUCCAAACGAAAAAGUAGUCGACAUGAAGGAGCGGGACGGUGGAAACGGAUUGUUUCUUAGUUUGGCCAUUCUUGGUGCAACAGUUAUGCCUCACUCCUUAUACUUGGGUUCUGGUCUUGUACAAGCCAGACUAAAGGAUUUUGACAUUAAGCAUGGUUAUUACAUUCCCAAUGAGCUGCACGAAGAGACCCCCGAGCAAGAACAGAGUGACUCGCUUAAUGCUUCAGUACACAAGAAUGAUGAAGAGGAAGAUGACGACUACAGACCAUCAAUCCAUGCGAUUGAUGACACCAUGUCUUACACAAUAAUGGAGUUGGUUGUAUCGUUGUUCACCGUUGCGUUGUUCGUCAAUGCAGCUAUUCUCAUAGUGGCAGGUUCCACGCUCAAUCCUCAGAAUAAGAGAGAUGACCAUGAUGAUGAUUCAGACACUGACGAUGACGAUGACCAUAAAAAAUAUCAGAACGCUGACUUGUUCACAAUCUACCAUCUCCUUUCUACCCAUUUAUCACCUACAGCAGGGUUUGUCUUCGCGCUUGCUUUGCUUUGCUCGGGCCAAAGUGCCGGAGUGGUUUGUACUUUGGCAGGUCAAAUGGUGCUGGAAGGCUUCUUACUGUGGUCGUUACCUCCCGUUACUCGUCGGUUAAUUACCAGAGGAUUGGCAAUCGUGCCAUGUCUCGUUGUGGUCACAAUGGCUGGACGUGAGGGAUUAUCAAACGUUCUCAACGUGAGUCAGGUUGUUCUUUCCGUAUUGUUGCCAGCAGUAACUGCUCCUUUGAUUAUUUUCACUUGCUCGAAGGAAAUCAUGAGAGUUCCGAUUUUCUUACGUGACGGUGAGGAAGACUCUGAUAUUCCUGUGGAAACAGAUGAAAUCUUCAAUCUGACAUCGAGAGCAUCUACUUUGGUUGAGAGUCCUUAUUCCACUACACAAAAAAACAAACGCUUCAAGAGUACCGAACCUGCAAUCAAGCUACAAGAUUUGCGAAAUUCACAUCCAUGCGCUGGCUGGGAUGACGACGACGAAAUGCUGUCUGAAGAACACCAAAGACUUGUACAAGCAGCCGAUAGAGCUGCCGCGGGACCAGAUGUUCCAACUAAUCCAAUCGAGUAUACCGCAUCCAAUGCUCGUCCAAGAAACAACUCAAUGGAUAUUCACCGGGUUGUUGGAUACAAAGAUAUGAGUAAUGGGCCACUCAUGUCAUUUACUGCCAUCCUCAUUUGGGGGUUUGUCACAUGCUUGAACCUUUACCUCAUAGGUAAUUUGGUGUUAGGUUAUGACACUCCACUUUGA
This is a messenger RNA of Meyerozyma guilliermondii ATCC 6260, 1875 nucleotides long. RefSeq names its product divalent metal ion transporter. Gene Ontology annotation, cellular component: plasma membrane. The transcript has a single exon. Lineage: Eukaryota; Fungi; Ascomycota; Pichiomycetes; Serinales; Debaryomycetaceae. Gene Ontology annotation, molecular function: cadmium ion transmembrane transporter activity; manganese ion transmembrane transporter activity. Gene Ontology annotation, biological process: iron ion transport; intracellular manganese ion homeostasis. Bases 1 to 1875 code for a protein of 624 amino acids. The record is from RefSeq and is a predicted model, not a curated record.